Messenger RNA from Apus apus (common swift), 6197 nucleotides. RefSeq names its product SMG6 nonsense mediated mRNA decay factor (gene SMG6). Gene Ontology annotation, cellular component: telomerase holoenzyme complex. The record is from RefSeq and is a predicted model, not a curated record. Gene Ontology annotation, biological process: nuclear-transcribed mRNA catabolic process, nonsense-mediated decay. NCBI's taxonomy places the organism in Eukaryota, Metazoa, Chordata, Aves, Apodiformes, Apodidae. Gene Ontology annotation, molecular function: telomerase RNA binding; telomeric repeat DNA binding; protein binding. The transcript has 19 exons. The coding region runs from base 5 to 4237 and encodes 1410 amino acids.
GAAGAUGGCGGAGGGGCUGGAGCGCGUCCGCGUCUCGGCCGCCGAGCUGCGGGACAUGGUGGCUGCGCAGGCCCGCGGAGGAGAAAACAUGAAGGAAGUAAAGGAACCAAGGCAUCGUAAAGACAAUAGGCGCCCAGACCAGGAGAUUUACAAGCCUGGUCUCUCCCGACUGAGGAGCAAGGUAGUGCUGUCUAAGCAGGAGGCCACAGAGAAGGAGAAGAGCAGAGCUGAGGAGAGUGCCAGUGACAAGGGCCUUUUGGGAGGAGGGACUCCAGCCCUAGAGGAUUUUGGCAGAGCUGGUGGCCCCAGGCAGAACAGUCCUUUGCAGGAAAGUGAAGAGACAGAGGCUAAAGAGGGUCUUCACAGCCAGGAGAACUUGUCCAAGCAGCCUGCUCCAGAUGAGUGGUGUCCCAAGUCCACCAGGAGAACCAAGAAACCAGACCAGCAGAUCUACCAGCCUGGGAAACGCCUGCACCCAGCUGCCAAGGACCCGUCCCUGUGCUCGGCUGCUGAAGAGGUCACCAGCAGGAUGGAGCAGCUGAGAGUCGAGAGAGACGAAGAGACUGAGAAAGGUACCGGAAAAGACAAUCACAGGAAAACCAAAUCAAACAAGGAGGAUAGAGGGGGGAGCCUGGCAGGGGAAGGAGCCAAAGCCUCGAGGGGAGAAACGGGAAAGCGACCGGAGCGCAGGAGAACAAGCGAGGAGGCGCUGCAGGGGAAGCUGGGCUGCCCCAAGCGCUACUCCCGCUCCGACAAGCGGCGCAGCCGGUACCGCACCUGCAGCACCAGCUCCGCCGGGAGCAGCAACAGCGUGGAUGGAGCCCCACUGGUGGAUGGGGUGGAGAGGAGGCAGGAGCGUGCCAGGGAGAGGAUGCGUCCUAGGAAGCAGCUUUCCGCCUCCUCCACUGACUCCUUGGAUGACGACAGGAUCGAUGAGGCAGAAGCGUAUGUCUCCAGCAGGAAUCUGGAGAAGAAAAAGCUUAGUCGAGCUUCUAGGAGCGAGAGCGAGUGGAGCAGCAAUGGCAGGGAAGUCAAGGGGCACUUUCGAGUCACGUUUGACAGCAAAACCAUGAGCAGGGAUGUCAGUCUGGUAGAGACAGAGAAAAAAAAGCCCCCGAAGGCGUUUGUUAGUUACAAUGACUCAGAGACUUCGGAGGCGAGGAGCCAGAGCAGAGAGCCCCAAGGGAGGGGCCGUGGGAUUCUGUUCCUGCCUGCCAACACGGACCUCUCUGCCAGCAGCGCAGGCUCCCCCGAGCCCACCCACCCUGGGCCCAGGCUCCUGCUCGGGGGGGCUGGCAGCAAAGGCCCCCGAAGCCGCGGCCGAGGCGGCACCGCUCGCAGGCUGUGGGACCCCAACAACCCGGACCAAAAACCUGCCCUGAAAAGCCAGACCACUCAGCUGCACUUCCUAGACACGGACGAUGAAGUGAGUCCCACCUCCUGGGGCGAAGCCCGCCAGGCCCAGACAUCCUACUAUAAGUUCCAAAACUCUGACAAUCCCUAUUAUUACCCUCGGGCCGCUGGCCAAGGCCCCCAGUAUCCUUACGGGGGGUACUCCCUGCAGUAUCCCAUGGGUCCAAGCAAUGGUGUGUACCCAGGAGCCUAUUACCCCGGGUACCCCAGCCCAGUGGGGCAGUACAUGUGUGGCCCACUCCCUCCCACGCCUCUGAGUCCCGAAAUGGAGCAGCAGAUGCGGAACAUGCAGCAGCAGGAGCUCAGCAAGCUCCUCCGCGAGGCUGGGAACCAGGAGCAGCAGCUCAGCAAUCUGCUUUCCAGAGACCGCAUCAGCCCGGAGGGGCUGGAGAAGAUGGCCCAGCUGAGGGUGGAGAUGCUGCAGCUGUACGAGCGCUGCAUCCUGAUGGAUAUCGAGUUUUCCGAUUCCCAGAACGUGGAUCAGCUGCUGUGGAAAAAUGCCUUUUACCAGGUGAUUGAGAAGUUCCGACAGCUCCUCAAGGACCCCCAGGGCGAAAAUGCCCAAGAAAUUCGGAACAAACUGCUCCAGCUUCUAGAUGAGGGCACUUCUUUUUUUGAUGGCCUGCUCCAGAAGCUUCAGGUGUCCUACCAGUUCAAGCUAGAGGACUACAUGGAUGGGAUGGUCAUCCGCAGUAAACCCCUGAGGAAAAUGGUGAAGUACGCGCUGAUCAGCGCCCAGAGGAGCAUGAUCUGUCAAGGGGACAUCUGCCGGUACCGGGAGCAGGCCAACGACACCGCCAACUACGGCAAGGCGCGCAGCUGGUACCUGAAGGCUCAGCAAAUUGCUCCCAAAAACGGCCGCCCCUACAACCAGCUGGCACUUCUGGCCAUCUACACGAGGAGAAAGCUGGAUGCUGUCUACUAUUACAUGCGUAGCCUGGCUGCCAGCAACCCCAUCCUCACAGCCAAGGAGAGCCUGAUGAGCCUGUUUGAGGAGACAAAACGCAAGGCUGAGCAGAUGGAGCAGAGGAAGCAUCAGAUGCUGGAUCUGAGCCCCAGCUGCCGGGUGAAGGGCAAGAAGUCCAUGCUGCGACAGGUUGGAGAUGAUGCCACCAGGCUGGAGAUCUGGAUCCAUCCCUCCCACCCCCGCUCCUCCCAGGGCCACGAGUCCGGCAGGGAUUCGGAGCAGGACAAUGGUCUCGGGAACCUCAGCCCCAGCGACCUGAACAAAAGGUUCAUCCUCAGUUUUCUCCAUGCCCAUGGGAAGCUGUUUACCAGGAUUGGGAUGGAGACUUUCCCUGCGGUGGCCGAGGAGGUCCUGAGGGAGUUCCAGGUCCUGCUGCAGCACAGCCCCCCUCCCAUCGGAAGCAACCGCAUGCUCCAGCUUGUGGCAAUCAACAUGUUUGCAGUGUACAACUCCCAGCCCAAAGAGUGCAUCGCUGAAGACUGCCGCUCUGUCAUCCAGGAACAGGCCACGGCCCUGGGGCUCUCCAUGUUUGCUCUCUUGGUGAGGAGGUGCACCAGCCUGCUGCGGGAAUGCCUGCAAGCUCAGCCACGAGAGGUGGAACAGGAGGAUGAGGAGGAUGACAUCAAGGUCUCUGUCUUGCCCCAGGACCUGAAGGAACUGCUCCCUAGUGUGAAGGUCUGGUCAGACUGGAUGCUUGGCCACCCAGACACCUGGAAUCCUCCUCCGACUUCUCUCGAGCUCCCAAAACAGGUCUCAGUAGAUGUGUGGGCGACGCUGGCUGACUUCUGUAACAUACUGACCACAGUGAAUCAGUCGGAGGUGCCCUUGUACAAGGACCCAGAUGAUGACCUUGCCCUGCUCAGCCUGGAAGAGGAUCGGCUGCUCUCGGGCUUCAUUCCCCUGCUGGUUGCCCCCCAGGAGCCCUGCUACGUGGAGAGGACCUCGGACAAGGUUAUUGCAGCCAACUGCAAGAGGGUCACAGUUCUGAAGUAUUUCCUGGAAGCCCUUUGUGGACAAGAAGAGCCUUUGCUGGCAUUCAAGGGUGGAAAAUAUGUGUCAGUGGCACCCGUCCCAGACACCAUGGGAAAGGAAAUGGGAAGCCAAGAGGGAAAACAACUGGAAGAUCAGAAGGAAGACGAUGUGAGGAUUGAGGCAUUUGAAGAUGAUUCUGAGGCUGAAGUCAGCGGAGGAGAGAUGGACAUCAAGGAGCUCAGAGCCAGGAAGCAAGCCCUGGCCAGGAAGGUAGCUGAGCAGCAGCGUCGUCAAGACAAGAUUCAGGCUGUGCUCAAAGACCAGAGUCAAAUGAGGCAGAUGGAGCUGGAGAUCAGGCCUGUCUUCCUGGUCCCGGACACCAACGGCUUCAUCGAUCAUCUCAGCAGCUUGAUAACCCUGCUGGACUGCAGGAAAUUCAUCCUGGUGGUGCCCCUGAUCGUGAUAAACGAGCUGGACGGCCUGGCCAAGGGCCCGGAGAUGGAGCACCGGGCUGCAGGCUAUGCCCGCCAAGUUCAGGAUAGAGCCAGGAAGUCCAUCGAGUUCCUGGAGGAGAGAUUUGAGACCCGGGACAACUGCUUGAGGGCUCUGACCAGUCGAGGCAAUGAGCUGGAGUCCAUCUCCUUCCGUAGCGAAGACACCACUGGCCAGCAGGGAAACAACGAUGACCUGAUUCUGUCCUGCUGCCUCCACUAUUGCAAUGACAAGGCCAAGGAUUUCAUGCCCUCCAACAAAGAUGAUCCCAUCCGUUUGCUCAGGGAAGUGGUUUUGCUGACAGAUGAUCGGAACCUGCGAGUCAAAGCGUUGACCCGCAACGUGCCGGUGCGGGACAUCCCCACCUUCCUCAAGUGGGCCCAGGAGGGCUGAGGGGGGGCCCGAGCGGGGCAAACAGCCCCCUGAGCGAAUCACGCAGCCUGUUACGGUUGGAGACCAGCUUCAGUGGCAGCCCUCACCACGUGCUGCCACCACCUUCCAGCCCACCACGAACAAUAAACGCCACGUCUUCAACCCACCCCAGAAUGGCCGUGCUGCGAAGGGCCCCCCCACCCCGAGGGCAAACCAGCUGGAAAGGUCAUUGCUGUGGAAGGUUCACGCAGAGGUUGGGCCAUUGAGGGUCCCACCAGCCUUUGGGCAGUGCCAGGGCAGAGCUGGCGAGCCCCUCUGGUGAGGGAAGCUUUGGGUGAGGCCACGCUGGGUCGCCAGCCUUUCGCUUGGUUUGCUUGGUUGCAGAGAGCUCGAGUCAGGAGUCGGUGGCUCUUCAGGUUUGUAGGGCAGAGACCAGGGACAAGCCAGCGCAGACUUUGGGAUUGCUUAGUCUAGCUUGUGCCCCCUGUAGAGGCCGUGGACUUCAAGGGCGGGUUCCCUCCUGCCCCAGCCUGUUGGUCCUGCGUGGCCCAGGCCGCCCCAGCCCACUAGCCCCUUCCCCACCCCGUUCCCACCCCCCGCAGGGGUUGCUGCUUGCGGAGACACUUUGUCCUCUCCCUGGUGCAGAGUUUGCUUGUUGCAGUUCAUUUCAGAUUUCAUAUAGGUUGAUUUUCAGGUGUGUGCCCUGCCUGCUUCGCUGGGGGAAAGCUUUGAACACCCCGAGCCCCUCACCCAGCUGCUUUAUGUUCUGCUCCCCUGCCCAACCCUUCCCCAAACCCCUCAGUCCCACUCUCUUACCUUUCGGCAUGCUUUUUCAAGUUAAGAAUCAGCACGAGGCUAACAAAAUCCUCUGGGCCCAGGAGGACCAGCUGUUCCACAGGUCCUGUGUGUCCUCUUCUGUGUGGGAUUUGACUUCUGCCCGUGGCUGCGGGGCUGGAGAGAGCCAGGGCAAUGCCCAGUCCAUCACCACUUGCCCAGCUGGAAGGAUCCUUCUCCAGUUGCCCCUUUGCUGUGGAGGGAGCCGUGAAGGGACCCAUUGCUUCAUCACUGGGUCAGGGCGUUGCUGAGCCCUCUCCACACCACGUUGUCCCACCACCAAUCGCUUCCUUCCCCAGCCCAGUUAUGCACCAGAUACAGAAGCUUAAGAGGGAGCAUUAACCCAUGAACCAGAGUCCCUGGAGCUCUGAAAAGUCUGAGUCCCACAAGCAGAAGCUGGGAGUGACCCCAAGGCUGCCCCAGGCCCUGCUGGGGUGCACGGCCGUGGGAGGGGAACGUCCAAGGUGGCGGAGGAAGCUGUAGGACAGAGCCCAGCGUUUUCCUUCCCUGCGUGGGUGGCUCGGACUCGGUGUCUGCAUCAGGAAGCCCAGUGUUACCCCUGUGCUGCCUCCGGGCCUCACGGCAAGGGCCAGUGCUGAGGCUGGAGCCUUGGCAGCACCCGGCUGUGGUGUCUGCUGCGGGGCAGAGCCUGUGACAGAGACUCUGGGGGUGCACCCACCUGCUGCAGGGCACACUGAGCCCACCAGGACCAUGUCACACACAGCACCCACACUCCACUGCAGUGCCCGUGGCUGGGUGCAGCACAUAGACUGCCUGCUCCUCCAUGCUGGGUGUGUUUAAAUGUUUGUUUUCCAAUGGAGCCGCCCCAGGGCUCCUUUCCAGACCCUUCCCAAAGUACCGCCAGCUCAGAGGGACCUGCAGCUCUGCUGGACACCAACCCCUCUCGUCGUGGCACAGGCUCAGCCAUGGGACAGAGGUCUUGCUGCCACCAGACCAGCUGGCAGAAGGGUGAAUGGGACGUUGCUGGCUUGAGUGCCCUGAGCCUGGGGCUCUGGGUGCCAGGCUCCUGCCCUGAGCCUACAGUGGCUUUGGGAGGCGGCCGCCUUCAGGCUGUUUUGUUAAAAGGUUCAGGCUGUUUUGUUAAGAUGGUUUUAAUAAUUUUUAGUAUUAAACACUUGUCUGUGCA